This is a messenger RNA of Capsella rubella, 1424 nucleotides long. Its product is annotated as mitogen-activated protein kinase kinase 9. Gene Ontology annotation, molecular function: ATP binding; protein serine/threonine kinase activity. Gene Ontology annotation, biological process: protein phosphorylation. The record is from RefSeq and is a predicted model, not a curated record. Bases 250 to 1188 code for a protein of 312 amino acids. The transcript has a single exon. Lineage: Eukaryota; Viridiplantae; Streptophyta; Magnoliopsida; Brassicales; Brassicaceae. Gene Ontology annotation, cellular component: cytoplasm.
AGUUGCAUUUUUAACGACAUAUAGUGCCAAGAAAAAAAAAUUAAAUUCCAUUUUAAGAUAAGAAGAAAUUAUAUAAGGAAAAAAAAAAAAGAGAGAGAGGAUAAUUAGGUAAUCUUCAUCUUCACCUUCCUCGUAGUCUCCUUCACACUCCAAAGUCUAAACUUUGAUAAAAUCAUAUAUAAUCUGAAGCUUCUCUCUAUUUCUUCUUUCAGAAUCACAACAAUCAACUCUUUCUUCUUCUUUAUUCUCAUGGCUUUGGUUCGUGAACGUCGUCAGCUCAAUCUCCGUCUUCCUCUGCCUCCUAUCUCCGACCGCCGCUUCUCCGUCUCCUCCUCCUCCUCCGUCGCUGCUACCUCCUCAGUCUGUAACAACAACAACAUCUCAGCCGGCGAUCUCGAGAAACUGAACGUUCUCGGAUGCGGAAACGGAGGGAUCGUUUACAGAGUCCGUCACAAGAACACGUCUGAGAUCUACGCUUUGAAAACAGUCAACGGCGACAUGGAUCCCGUUUUCACGAGGCAGUUGAUGCGGGAGAUGGAGAUCCUCCGCCGCACGGAUUCACCAUACGUCGUUAAAUGCCACGGGAUCUUCGAGAAACCUGUCGUCGGCGAAGUGUCGAUCCUGAUGGAGUACAUGGACGGAGGAACGCUGGAAUCACUCCGCGGCGCCGUGACGGAGCGGAAACUCGCCGGAUUCGCUAAACAGAUCUUGAAAGGACUGAGCUAUCUACACGCUCUCAAGAUCGUUCACCGUGAUAUCAAACCGGCGAAUCUGCUUCUCAAUUCGAGAGACGAAGUUAAAAUCGCAGAUUUCGGAGUGAGCAAGAUCUUAGUCAGAUCGUUAGAUUCGUGCAACUCGUACGUUGGGACUUGCGCUUACAUGAGCCCGGAGAGAUUCGAUUCGGAAUCUUCCGGUGGAAGCUCCGAUAUAUACGCCGGAGAUAUAUGGAGUUUCGGAUUGAUGAUGCUUGAGCUUCUCGUAGGGCACUUCCCGUUGCUUCCGCAGGGGCAGAGACCUGACUGGGCGACGCUGAUGUGCGCGGUGUGUUUCGGAGAACCGCCGAGAGCGCCGGAGGGAAGCUCGGAAGAGUUUAAGAGCUUUGUAGAGUGUUGUCUACGUAAAGAUUCGAGUAAGAGAUGGACGGCGUCGCAGCUUCUUGCUCAUCCUUUCCUCCGGGAAGAUCUUUGAUUCGAUUCUUUAAAAAAGAAUCUGUAAUCUUAAAAAAAUUCGAAUGUUCAUUAGAUUUAAUUUUUGUAGAGUUUAGUGGAGAUCUGUCUAUAUAUAUUAUGAUGGUAAUUUUUUUUGUACAUGUAUAUGAUAUAUACAACUCCACCAUUCCAGAUUCUAGCUAAGGGAAUUAAUCCUUCUUGUAACUUGUAAGUAACAUCAUUCAGUAAUCCAAAUAUAUAUGAAUUUCUUCAGUA